This is a messenger RNA of Corythoichthys intestinalis (scribbled pipefish), 827 nucleotides long. RefSeq lists its product as uncharacterized. The transcript has 5 exons. Bases 7 to 516 code for a protein of 169 amino acids. Lineage: Eukaryota; Metazoa; Chordata; Actinopteri; Syngnathiformes; Syngnathidae. The record is from RefSeq and is a predicted model, not a curated record.
UUCAGUAUGGAGCCCAAAUCGCUGCUGACAUUUUGUCUGGCCAUCGUCGGGGCAACGUUGAUGACCAUGUCGCUGGCCAACGGCACGGCUAACUGCAAAAUCAAGUGGUUGUUCGGCAUCCCGUGCGAAGACGUCUACGGAACGUUGGUGGAGCAAAUCAAGGCCUGGCAGAUCCAACAAAGCUGCCUCGACGCAGGAGAGAGAUGCUCUUACGAACUGGUUUCGACUUCUCCGUACCUGAUCCUGGCCACGCACACGUCUCCGAAAACCAAGAUCGUCAACGACCUGCAAUUUCUACUGGAGCAGUCCACCGUUUGUAAAGUCACCGGAGAAGGAAUAUCGGAGGCCUCCAAAGAUCCAGCAGAUAACAGCACUAACUUCUGCAGCCUCCAGAACCUGAUGGACGGAAGCAACCUGAUUGAAGCGGAAGGUUACAAACGCUUCACCAACAAAUGGAUUUGUGCUGGCUUUGAGAACGCCAAUUGCACCUUGUCAUCAACAAAGCAGGAAAAUUGACCCAUAAGAAGAGAGCAUUUUCUUUUUCUUGCAUCCUUUUACAAAUAAUUACCAAAAAUCUUGAUAACUUCCAUUUAUGGCUGUUCUUAACUCAUUAACGGCCAUUUUGAGCCAGAAAUCACGUGGGGAAAUAAAGCAAAUAGAAUCCGGCGGCCGGCCAUGUUGAAACAGAAUAUGUUGAACAGGGACGGAUUUGACUGAAAAGUUAACAUUGAUUGAUCAUAGUUCGCAUAUGCACUUGCUAAAUGACAGUAAAAUGACUUUUUGCUUCUUAUGAUUCUCUUUCAAAAAUGUUUUGUCCUGCUUUUCAU